This is a messenger RNA of Closterium sp. NIES-65, 732 nucleotides long. NCBI's taxonomy places the organism in Eukaryota, Viridiplantae, Streptophyta, Zygnematophyceae, Desmidiales, Closteriaceae. The record is from the annotation of a GenBank genome assembly.
AUGUCUCUGCGUCCGUCCACUGCUCCUCUGCGUGCCCCUUUGCCUUCUCCUCCCGAGUCUUCUCUUCCUUCUCUUGCCGACCCGGAGUCGGACUAUCUUCUUGCUGAGCUCGUCGACUUUGCUGCUCGCUGUCGUCUAGACUACGCUGCCAGUCUUGUUGCAGAGUCUCAGUCUGUCUGUCCUCCGUCCGUUGGGGGUGAGUGUGCCCUUGGUACGGACGUCCUUGAGGACAGGCAGGAGGAGUUCCACUGCUUGGCCGCUGCUUCACCUCAUCUCGUGUUCGUACUGCCUCCCCCUGAGGGAGACACGGAUGCACUUGACAUCCCGACUCCGCGCUCUGACGCGGAGGCGAUAGAGGGUCCCUACUCCUCUCAGUGGCAGGCAGCUAUGGACGUAGAGAUGGCUUCCUGGAAGUCCACAGGCACCUACGUUGACGUCGUUCCCCCUCUUGGGGCGAACAUCAUCAGUGGCAUGUGGAUCUUCAGAGUGAAGCGGUCGCCGGGUUCUCCGCCUGUCUUCAAGGCACGUUACGUGGCUGGUGGCUUCAGUCAGCGGCAGGGAGUUGACUACUUUCAGACCUUCUCUCCCACCUCGAAGAUGACCACUCUUCGGGUACUGCUGCACGUUGCUGCUCACUGUGACUACGAGCUACACUCUGUGGACUUCAGCACUUCUCUCGCCAACACGCGAGACACCACCCUGGAGUUUGGCGGUGGUCCGGAGUCACUGUAG